Molecule: messenger RNA, 1455 nt
Organism: Exophiala bonariae
Lineage: Eukaryota; Fungi; Ascomycota; Eurotiomycetes; Chaetothyriales; Herpotrichiellaceae
Exons: 2
Coding region: 1-1455 (484 amino acids)
Source: RefSeq, a predicted model, not a curated record
AUGUCGCAACCGCCUUUGAACGACUUUGAGUUGGCUCAGCUCCUUGCAUUUGAGGAAGCUGGACUCCCAGCCGAACUUGCCUUGCACGAUGUUCUACAUGAGCCUUCCACAAAAACCCGUCACGAUGAGGAAGGUGCGAAUAGUAGCCCGCUGCCCGUACCUCAGGCUCAGUCCAACGAUGGGGACGUUGAUGAACAAUGGGUAGGAUGCUUCUGCGGUGAGCGUGUACAUGUCCUCGAGCUCGAUGCUCAUGCCGACAUGCAUGCCCAGGAAAAUCUGUCCGGUGUGGACAUUGAUUUGACCUCCGAGACACGCAUGCCCCAGCCGUUGACUACAGAACACCAUCCGCAUAGUAUCACCAAGUCUUUUACUACGAGCAUACCUGAGUCACUUCGCAACGUUGAUCAAGCACCGAAUCGAACACCUACAAGAGGUAGCAAAAAGCGGCGGCCUUCUCUUAAGGAGAUCUUUCUGGGCACAUCGGCAUCGCCAAAGAGUAAAUCACCAUACAAGGCAGUGUCGUCUAAGCAGGGCAAGACACGCCGUUUGGGACGUGCUGAACUAGGCCCCUUCGCACAUGAGCACCAAAUGCCUGCCUGGCUCCACCGAAUGCUGCAAGAAGGCGCUAAAGUCACCAUCACUAACAGGAUCGGUUCAGACGGUACUUUGCAGCGAGUCGAGACCAUCGCCAACGAAACCCCCGGGCUGGUUCCAGUCCUUGCUCGUCUUUCUCAGCUUGACAAAACCGUUGAACGGGCCUUCUAUUGCAGUCCAGACGUAUGCCAUGUGGCCAAGAUGCCCAAGGAGGGAGGUUUUUGCGGAUAUCGAAACAUUCAAAUGAUGGUCUCCUACAUCCAGGCUGCUGGUGCCACUGGCUCUUCGCGCUUCCCUGGCAGGAUUCCAAACAUUUUGAAGGUCCAAGACCUUAUUGAACAGGCUUGGGAUAUGGGAUUCAACUCCAUAGGUAGAGUUGAGACUGGGGGCAUCAGAUUGACACGCAAGUACAUCGGAACCCCUGAAGCCCAAGCCUUGUUUAUGAGUCUUGAUGUUCCAUGCGAAGCAGCAGCAUACACUAGUACCAAAUCCGUCGAGGCUGACGAAACCAUGAUGUGUGCUGUAUGCGAGUAUUUCGAUGAUGAAAGCACGGAGGACAAUGAUGACAAAGUGGUCAUCACGGAAAAGCCCCCAAUUUACUUCCAGCAUCCAGGCCAUUCAAUGACUAUCGUUGGGGUGGAGUGUAGAUCCGAUGGUCUUGUCAAUUUGGUGGUCUUUGAUCCAAUGUUCAACCCCAGUGUGGAUCUGAAAAGACUUGCCUUGAGCACGAGUCGAAAUUUCAAAUGCAAUGCACCCGAAAAGUUGAUGAAGGCCCAUCGAAGAGGAGGCAAAUACCUAUCAAAGUAUCGUGCCUUUGAGUUGCUCAAGCUCACAUCGAGCACGCCUUCCUCGGAGGACUGA